Cyprinus carpio (common carp) is the source of this 5451-nucleotide messenger RNA. RefSeq names its product polypeptide N-acetylgalactosaminyltransferase 3-like. The transcript has 12 exons. The record is from RefSeq and is a predicted model, not a curated record. Gene Ontology annotation, cellular component: Golgi apparatus. NCBI's taxonomy places the organism in Eukaryota, Metazoa, Chordata, Actinopteri, Cypriniformes, Cyprinidae. The coding region runs from base 496 to 2370 and encodes 624 amino acids.
AGCUCUGUUACAGAGAGAUGCAUCAACACGAAAAGACACAGUGGGAAGUUAACUCUCCAGUAUCCUACAGAUGAACACUCUGAGCCUCUCUGGUAUUCUUCUCUUGUCCGGUUUCUUUUCUUUGCCCUGCAAACACAGAAGCUCUUUAUGAAGUCCAUGUGCACGGGCACACGGUGAUUAAAUCCUCGGGCUGAGCAUGUCUGAAUGAAGGCACAUGUGGCGUUUACGCACGCGUUACGUCAGGCACGCCCCUUUACCUGAGAGACGCGCACCUGGAUCCAACGACGCGGAAGUCCGGCUGAGAUUACUUUGCCAUCGCGCUGAUCAUCAGUUCUUCUUUGGGACAGUCGCUGUGGAAGUUCAAAACUCUUUUGGAUAUGAACUUACACGAUAUUUAAGCGCAAUCGGUUUGACAGCCGAUUAUGUUAUGCACAGGGUGUGUGUCAGGUGUAGCUUUGUUUCUCACACUCUGAGUGCCGGCUCCGCCUCAAAAGAAUGACGUUCUUCCGCAGGCUUCUGCGCAGACGGCUGCACCCAUGGAAGCUGGCUAUAGUGGCACUGGUGUUCGUGACGUUCCUGUUUCUGAUGCAGCGAGAGGUGGUCAGUCAGAACCCCCAGGACGAACCCUGGCUCAAAGGGAUUGUGGAGAAACGGGACGGCGUUCUUGAGAUGGUCAUGGGGGCGGUGAAUAACUUCCGGGACGCUAUGCCGAAGAUGCAGAUAAAAGCUCCGGUGAGGAAGCAGGAUAGCGAGGGCGGCCCGGCCUGUCUAUCCGGAUACUACACGGCUGCUGAGCUCCGGCCGGUCCUGGAAAGGCCACCGCAAAACCCCAGCGCCCCGGGGGCUUCUGGGAAGGCUUUUCACACUGACAAUCUGAGCUCAUCGGAGCAAAAAGAAAAGGAGAGGGGAGAGGAGAAGCACUGCUUUAAUUUGUUUGCCAGUGAUAGGAUCUCACUAAGCAGAGACCUCGGCCCUGAUACAAGACCUCCAGAAUGCAUUGAACAGACUUUCAGACGCUGUCCACUCCUGCCAACCACAAGCGUGAUCAUCGUCUUCCACAACGAGGCGUGGAGCACUUUACUGCGGACUGUCUACAGCGUCCUGCACAGCUCCCCUGCUCUGCUGCUCAAAGAAAUCAUCCUUGUGGAUGACGCCAGCUCUGACGAGCGACUUAAGGACGAACUGGAUGAGUAUCUGAAACAGCUGCACAUUGUGCGUGUUGUGCGUCAGCAAGAACGAAAAGGGCUGAUCACUGCGCGGCUCCUCGGGGCCUCCAUGGCCUCGGGCGAAUCUCUCACAUUCCUGGAUGCCCACUGUGAAUGUUUCCACGGAUGGCUUGAGCCGCUGCUGGCCAGGAUAGCAGAGAACUCCACCGCUGUAGUGAGUCCCGACAUCACCACCAUUGACCUGAACACGUUUGAGUUCAUGAAACCCUCACCGUACGGACAGCACCAUAACAGGGGGAAUUUCGACUGGGGCCUUUCCUUUGGCUGGGAGACUCUUCCGGAUCACGAGAAACGGAGACGCAAAGAUGAGACGUACCCUAUUAAGACGCCAACAUUCGCAGGGGGACUGUUCUCCAUUUCCAGAGAUUAUUUCUACCAUGUAGGAAGCUAUGACGAGGAGAUGGAGAUUUGGGGAGGAGAAAAUAUUGAAAUGUCCUUCAGGGUGUGGCAGUGUGGCGGGCAGCUAGAAAUCAUCCCUUGUUCAGUCGUAGGCCACGUGUUCCGCACAAAGAGUCCACACACCUUCCCCAAAGGCACGCAGGUGAUCGCUCGCAACCAGGUGCGUCUGGCUGAGGUCUGGAUGGACGACUAUAAAGAGAUCUUCUACCGGAGGAACCAGCAGGCCGCUCAGAUCGCCAAAGAGCACUCUUUUGGAGAUGUUUCCAAGCGGGUAGAUCUCCGGGAAAAACUCCAGUGUAAGAGCUUUUCCUGGUAUUUGAAGAACGUCUAUCCAGAGGUCUUCAUGCCCGAUCUCAGUCCGCUGCAGUUUGGCGCGAUCAAGAACGUGGGGAAGAAGGCCUGUUUGGAUGCGGGAGAGAGUAAUGAGGGAGGGAAGCCUCUCAUUAUGUACCCCUGCCACGGGAUGGGAGGAAACCAGUAUUUUGAGUACUCGACCCAUCACGAGAUCAGGCACAACAUUCAGAAGGAGCUCUGUUUGCACGGGACAGAUGAAGUGGUCAAAUUAGAGGAGUGCCAGUAUAAAGGUCACAACACCAUCACAGGACCUCAGCAGAGAUGGGAGCUCAGAGAGGAUCAGCUGUUCUAUAACAAGGGCUCAAAACAGUGCCUGACUGCUCGACAUGAGAACCCCUCUCUAGUGCCCUGCAAUCCAGCAGACAAGUACCAGCUCUGGGUCUUUACAUGAAUGGCGGGACCAGUGACACACACACACACACACACACACACACACACACACACACACACACACACACACACACACACACACACACACACACACACACACACACAAACACACACACACACACACACACUCUCACUCUCAGGGUCCAAAACUUAACUUUUUGCCACAGCUGCCAAUUAAUUGCCAAAAUUAUUUCUUACUGGCCAUGAAAAUGUAUUUUACAGUAUUUUUUAAUAAAAACAUAAGUACAAUUAUUAAUAUGACAAUGAAUUAUAGAGCAUAUUUUGACAAACAGUGCAGCUCAUUUGCUCUGUUCCAAAACCUACAUAGACAGCUGCCUUCUUAGGGAGCAUCCUAUUGUUCAUAGAACCUCAUGAGUGACUGAUUUGUAAUGCUCUACACAAGCAGCGACUCAGUUCCCAUCCACUUUAUCAGCAUCCUUGGUUCUGGAAGUAUUUUUCCCAUUCAUUUUUCCCAUAGAUAUUUUAAAAAGUCUUUGUUAAAGAGCCAUGAAGCAAACCAAGCAGCUAUGAGGUUAAUCACAUAAAGUUUAGAAAUCAGACAAAAGCACAAGACUGUGACUUAAUGACACAGUUCUCUGAUUGGUGGAGAUUAUUCUGCAGAAUCAUGGGUAAUGUCGUUUUUCACCAGGAAUUCAACUAUUACUAUAACUAUAUUAUAACUAUACUUCACUAUUAUUUAAAAGAUAAGUUUAAAUAAUGCAGGUCGAUGGCUUCAACAAAAGCAUGUGAGCAUAAAAGCCUAAGAUAUUGUUAACAAUUAAUAUCCCCAUGGAGAAAAUAAAUGGGAUUUUUACUGUACAGAUUAUUCAGUGGAGUUUGUGUUUAGCAUGUUGCUAUGUUAACAUACUCUAGCAGAAACAAAUAUUGUGUAAAAUUAGCCUUUUCAAUUAGAUUUGAAUUGUUUUAUCAUAUUUAGUUGGUGUUGGAUCCUUAACAAGUACAUUUGGGAAUUCCUUAAAAAUAUUAAAACAAAGAUGCCAGAACUGUUUAAUACUGUAUGAAGGGCCAUAAUUCUAACUUGACUGAGUGCCAAAAGUAAAUGUUGCAGAAUAUCCAACUAUAUACCAUUAAAAUGUAUUAAAUUUGUAACAUUUUUAAGUAAUUAAACAAAAAUGUAAAUAAUUUUAUCAAGUUUUUUCCCAUUACAAUGCAAACAAACAACCAAAACAACAAUAAAUUUGUAAAAUAAAAAUAUAAAUAAGAAAUGAAGAUAUGCUUCAGUGGCAUGUUUUUGUUUUUUUUCUUCCUCUUGUGAUAUAGUAUGGUGGGCAAAAUCAAGGUCAUUAUGGACCAACCAGAGGGCAUCUUUGUAUUAAAAGAAUUGGAAAUGUGACCAGAAUCAUCAAAUUCCCAUCCUUAUUCAUAAUUGACAUUUAUCUUAACUCAUCCACCAUCUUAGAUGAACAUUUUUCACUGAGCUUGUUGCAGUGCAUAAUGGGAUUGCCUUCUAUUUCAGCAGAUGCUUUUGAUGAUUUACGGUCAGUAAAGGACACACGCUCAGUCUCAGAGUAAUAUUGCGGAUCGUUAUAAAGACAAAGACAAACCAUGACUUAUUUACUUGCCAAAGCCAGUUUUUUUAUUCAUGUCUGAUGCAUGGCAAGUCUUAAUUUUGGACCCUGAACACACACACACACACACACAAACACACACACAAGCACAAAUUACCAGACAGAGUCCUCUAUAUGACACAGACUUUUAAUUUAUUUUUGUAUGCGGAUAAUAUUGCUGCUGGAAAAAUGGAAUAUCUAUAGGACCAAAAACAGAGCACAUACAGAUAUUCCUGUCUAAGAAGCCGAGGCACUCAGAAACAUGCAGUGAUCUGAAGUUUUAUUUUCUUUCUCUCCAUUUCACUCCAUUAUGUCUGAAAGUCUACAGGACACAUGUCUUUGCGCAGAGGCUUUUCUAGUUUUUAAACCAUUAGAGCUCAACCACAUUGAUGAGAGUAUCAGUUGCAUUUUCUGAAUGAAAUGCAGAUUAUGGACGUCUUCAGAUAUUCUUCAAAUAAUUUAAUGCAACACAGAUUUUAAAGCACCAAAGACUUCUUGUACGUACUUGCUUCAUAUUCACUUUUCACAAACUGAGUUUGUUCUUUUCUUUUUUCUUUAAAUGUAGUGAAGUAACGUUCGGAGUCAUUCCUGUUCUGCAGCACCUUUUCCGCUCUGUAACUUAUUAAAAAGGAAUUCUGUGAUAAUUUAAGAAGUAUUUCUUAAAAAUGGUUCAGCAGACUUUCAGAAAUAUGUUAUGGUCAAGCUGAAGCUAAAGCUUUCCAGUGUAGAUUGAAAAUUUACAUGAGGAUGUAAACCAGUUUAUUAAGCUACCAUUUAGUAGUAUUAGUGAAAAACCUAUAGAUUUACCGCCAAGUAAAACAAUAUUUUGUAGAAAACACAUUUUGUUUCAAACAUUAGAGCAAAAAAAAAAAAAAAAAAAAUGCAGCAAUACAUGACAAAAUGACAGCAUUCACUAAAACUAAAAUAGUAAAAUGAAUGUUCAAGUAAAUACUUUAAUUAGACAAAUGAUAGAGACAUGAGGGUGUGCUACAUCACAGGAAUGAUGCUGAUUACAGGUCAAACAUUUGAAAUGGAAUUGUAGUGGGAUGUUUUUUAUGUUUUUAGCCAUUUAAACUCUUUCUUUAUUUUAUCAAAUGUAAAGGUGUUUUUGUUUUUUUUUUCGAUAUUACUUGUAUAUUUUGACAUGCUGUUGGACAUUGUGAAUAUUUGAUAGUUACAUAAGCCUUAAGGCACAGUCAGUGUCUCACAGUGAAUGACAGUCUGGCAGUAGAGGGCGCUACAACACAAGAGUCUGCCUUCAGGACACUGAGUCUUGACAUGAUGAACAGAAUAAACAGGCCAGAAACCUAUUUUUAAAAAUUACAUUAGGUGUUUACAUAAAUCAGAAGAUUCAUGAAUUCGGUUUACAAACUACUGUUCCAUAAUUUUGCCAUGAAGUGAUAUAGAUUAAUUGUCUUUGCUUAGAAUAUAUUUUGUAACAACAACAAAUAAUUACAUUUUUGUAAAAAAAAUUCUUGAAUUACAGAAAAUAAAUUAAGAGUUGCUAUUAAAGA